Molecule: messenger RNA, 981 nt
Organism: Rosa rugosa (rugosa rose)
Lineage: Eukaryota; Viridiplantae; Streptophyta; Magnoliopsida; Rosales; Rosaceae
Exons: 4
Coding region: 206-649 (147 amino acids)
Source: RefSeq, a predicted model, not a curated record
GACAGCAGCAACAUUUAGACUUUAUUUGGUGCUUGAUCAUGAAUGCAUUACACAGAUAAGUUGCUUAGGCUAUGUAGAUUCAGGUUUAAUCUUUCUUUUUUCAACCACUUUGCAUUGACGAUAAACGAAAUGUGAUAGAUUGAGGGAACAAAACUGACCUCGACCCACUCACAUCUUGAAUGAAGAUAUCUUACAGCUUGGAGGCAUGGAGAAAUUAUCAGCCACUUGCAUAGUAAUUUAUAUGAGGUACUUAUAUACUGUGCUUGAAGAGUUAGACAUGGUAGGCUCUGUUACUUUUGUUGAUCCUGCUGUAAUCUCUGCUCCAUGGUGUGGGACAAGUUUUGUAAGAUCCCGUAAGCUAGCAGACCGAUUCAAAGGAGCACAAAGUGAUCAGAUGUUCUUUAUCCCUUACAACUCCGGUGAUCAUUGGAUGUUAACGAUUGUCCAUCCAGUGAAGGAGACGAUCUAUUUUGUUGACUCAUUUUAUCAGAGCAUAAUUGAUAGUGAAUGGAAACAUGUUGUGAAUGAUGCAAUUAAUAUAUUCAAUCGGCAAAGGAAUAAGCAAGGACGUAAAACUCCACUAUGGAAAGUCCUGAUGGUAUGUUUUAAUUUAGAAUAUGCCUUAUUAAAUGAAAUUCAGAUGUGUUGAUUUUGGGGUAUUAAUAGAUUCCUGUUACACGUCCUCUAGGGUGCUCUAAAACAACCGACAAACAAAGAAUGUGGCUAUUACAUCAUGCGCUUUAAGAGGGACCUAAUCCUUGAAGAUAUUCAAGGUGUACUAGCUAAGGUAUAUUCAUUAUUUAAGUUAUUCAACGUUUGCUAGCAUGAUCAUUUGGUAGCUUCAAUUGGUUGCUUGGCCUGGAUUGGUACUCCAUCUUGCUGCAUUAUGUCCUUAAAAGAAAUUUAGUUUAGCUUCAAGGUUUUUAGUUUGAGAUUGUAACUUAUGGCAUGACUUGAUUGUUUUUUAGGUAACUAUUGCAU